This is a messenger RNA of Lactuca sativa (garden lettuce), 1137 nucleotides long. RefSeq names its product ceramide synthase 1 LOH3. The record is from RefSeq and is a predicted model, not a curated record. Gene Ontology annotation, biological process: ceramide biosynthetic process. Gene Ontology annotation, molecular function: sphingosine N-acyltransferase activity. Lineage: Eukaryota; Viridiplantae; Streptophyta; Magnoliopsida; Asterales; Asteraceae. Gene Ontology annotation, cellular component: endoplasmic reticulum; membrane.
AUGGGUUUGGUUGACGUUUUGAAAUCGAUUGAUUUUGAACACGAAUCGUUCCCAACUUACCAUGAUUUUUUAAUUCUUCCUCUGUUUGCCAUAUUCUUCCCAUCCGUUCGAUUUUGUCUGGACAGACUUGUUUUCCAGGGUGUGGCAAGGCGAUUAAUAAUUAGUAAGGGAUAUGAUAUAGAUCCAGAUGAAAAGAACAAGAAGAUAAAAAAAUUUAAGGAAUCAGCAUGGAAAUUUGUAUAUUAUCUUUCAGCAGAAAUCCUAGCGUUGGUUGUAACUUAUAACGAAGCUUGGUUCACUAAAACAUCCAACUUUUACAUAGGACCUGGCAACCAGAGAUGGCCUAACCAGAAAAUGAAGUUUAAAUUGAAAGCUGUGUACAUGUAUGCCGGAGGAUUUUACACGUACUCAAUAUUUGCUUUGAUAUUUUGGGAGACAAGACGAUCUGAUUUUGGUGUGUCAAUGGGCCAUCAUAUUGUAACACUCAUACUUAUCUUAACGUCUUACAUAUUGAGGUUUGCUCGUGUUGGAUCGAUUAUUUUAGCUCUUCAUGAUGCUAGUGACGUGUUUCUUGAAGUAGGGAAGAUGUCGAAAUACAGUGGAGUGGAAGUGCUUGCAACGUUUUCAUUCCUUUUGUUCGUAUUGUCAUGGUUGGUGCUUCGGCUUAUUUAUUUCCCGUUUUGGAUUCUAUGGAGUACAAGUUUUGAGAUUCUUGAAGCUUUGGAAAACUUUAAGGGCAAUGAAGAAGGACUAUACUACUAUUAUUUGUUUAACACUCUACUUUUCUGCCUGUAUGUUCUUCACAUAUAUUGGUGGGUGUUAAUAUAUCGGACACUCCUUAAACAAAUCCAAGAUAGUGGCAAAGUUAGUGAAGACAUUCGUUCUGGUUUAUUGCUUUUUUUAUGGAAACGACAAAUAAAUUAUAUAAAAAGACGCACACCUAGCAAGGAGCUAGAUGAGGGCAAUUUCCCAACCAGCGGCAAACUUAAGUAUGUCCACAACAUUAACAAACUGUCUUUGAGGAAUUUCACACCACCGAAAUGUCGAAUUGAUUACAGUUUUCGCAGAAGGGCGCCUAACAAGCACGUGAUCAACUGUUUGAUCGUUUGUGUCGCAAAGAUGACAGUUUGUUGCUGA